CUGAAACCAUCUCAAGUCCAGACUUUCAGGUGUCAGCAGUCAGUUAGUAAACUCUGGAGCUCACUACUGCCGCUCAUGUAUUCUACAAUAGUACACACACAGGACUACUGCGGGGAUCUUUGAGCUCACGGAAUAGCAUUUCGGAGUAACUAAUAGAGUGAAAAGAGAACAACUGUGAUUCAUUAAAGAAGACGAGUAUGAUGUCAUAGAAUGUAGUGUACAUACAGAGUCGCGUGUAGCUUCCGCUUUGUGUCAGUCCAGCAGUUUAACGGCGAAAUUCAGCUGGAGUAAAGGGGAAUUUCUCAUCAUCAGUAAUUUAACUGGGAACGGACAGAAUUACAGGAAUACAACUCGCGAUUACUGUUCACAUGAGUGAAUGCUACUGAAACCUAAGGCUGAUGUUCUCCACUUGCAGCGUCUGAGACAUGGAUGACCCUUUAAAGGUUGACUGAUUGCGGUUGACACCUCAUGUGUGCUUCAUAACUAUGCUGCGAGUCACUAGAGGCCUCAUGGCCACAGUACCUGCCAACGACCCGCUGAAAUCCCCCACCCCAUUCAGGGAAUGAUCAAACCACCCUGUCUAGGACAAACGCAUCAAGAGACCUCUUUCACACAGCAGGAAGGCAGAUACCCCAAAUCCAAUGGCAUGGGUGAAGUUCUUCAGGAGGGGCAAUCUUUCCAGGUCGUACCAGCCAGGAUCUAUGCUGUCACUGGCCCCCACCAAGGGACUUCUAAAUGAGCCAGGACAGAACAGCUGCUUCCUCAACAGUGCAGUGCAGGUGUUAUGGCAGCUGGAUAUCUUCAGACGGAGUCUUCGGCUGCUCCCAAACCACUACUGCCUGGGCGAAUCCUGCAUUUUCUGUGCUUUGAAGGGAAUAUUCUGUCAGUUCCAGCACAGUCGAGAGCGAGCGCUACCCUCGGAUAACCUUCGCAAUGCCCUUGCUGAAACAUUUAAGGAUGAACAGCGCUUUCAGUUAGGCUUUAUGGACGAUGCUGCUGAGUGCUUCGAAAAUAUUCUAGAAAGGAUUCACCUGCACAUCGCACCUGAUUGUGAGACAGAUGCCUGUACCUCCAAGUCCUGCAUCACGCAUCAGAAGUUUGCCAUGACACUUUAUGAACAGUCAGUUUGUAGGAGCUGUGGUGCAUCAUCCGACCCGCUACCCUUCACUGAGCUUGUGCAUUAUGUGUCCACCACAGCACUCUGCCAACAAGUCCUUGAGAGGAGGGAUGAAAGGAUGCGUCCAGACACGUUUGGGGAGUUGCUUCAAGCCGCAAGCACAGUUGGAGAUCUGCGUAACUGCCCGAGUAACUGUGGUCAGAGAAUCAAAAUCCGGCGCGUUUUGAUGAACUCUCCAGAAAUCGUGACCAUCGGGUUUGUGUGGGACUCUGAACAGUCAGACUUAACUGAAGAUGUCAUCCGAUCUCUCGGACCACACCUCAAACUCUCAGGGCUCUUUUACCGUGUCACAGACGAGCGUGCAAAGAAGUGUGAGCUGCUGUUGGUGGGAAUGAUCUGUUACUCCAGCAGACAUUACUGUGCCUUUGCCUUUCACACCAAAUCCUCCAAAUGGGUUUUCUUUGAUGAUGCCACUGUCAAAGAGGUGGGAACGAGAUGGAAAGAUGUGGUCACCAAAUGCAUCAAAGGUCACUUCCAACCUUUGCUUUUGUUUUACUCGAACCCUGACGGCAGCGCAGUGACCACAGAUGAAGCCCAGAGGCCUAACAGCACCACCACCCAAAACAAGACCUCCGUCAAUGGAGAAACACCAGGUACUCCAAUCUCGGGUGGUAAAAAGUUGGAUUUGACUCGAGAGAACCUGACUGCUUUCUUUUCUAAUCAUGGUACAAUGAAGCAGAAGUCACAGCCGCCCUCUGUCUUUAGUCGUGGCAGUAACCAGACCAGUGGCGGUAGAGGGCCAGGGAAGAUGAACUUUGAUCCAAAGAGUCAAUUUAGAGAGAUUUUGAGGGAGCUGCCAAAAGAGGGCCGUCCCAUCAACCUUAUGAAGAAGGAGUCGGACAGGUCACAGGGCAGACCAGAAACACUGAGGCAUCGGGGCCCAGACUCAGCCCCUGAGAAGCCCUAUUCCCGCUCGCUGUCGCCUCCUGAGAAUUGCUUCAAGCAUCUGGAGUCACGACUCUAUAGUAGUCAGGGCAGAGGCCCAACGAAGGCAGAACGCUGGCAUCACUUCAAUCAUGAACCACGCUCCCAAUCUCAGCCUCGCAUCCCGGUCCAUCCUUCUAAUGGCAAUCACUCCCGGAGGUUAGAUCUUGGCAACGGCUAUGAUACGGACCACAGUCAGGACUCUCAGAAUUACGGAGCCUCUCGCAGCCGUGUCAAUCGGGCAUGGAGGCCGAUGCGGGAGGCACUUAAUGUCGACAGUGUAAUAAACACAGAUAACAAUCAGAACUACCACAACUCUCGCAGACAGACCUCCAAUCAGGAGAGCGAUGAGUUGCCAUGGGGUCGAUGUGAUGAACGCAAACCCAAGAGUUUAAUGACGAUUUACGAGGACGAGCAGAGGCAAGAUAUGGGCAGCAAGAGCUCACUGGAAUCGGAGGGUCGGGGACCUCCAGAGCAGGAGAGAGCUAAAGGAACAGUCAACAAUCUAACAAUUAGGACUGAUAACUGGCAGAUACAACGCACUGAGUCUGGAUAUGAGAGCAGUGAUCGUCUCAGCAGUAGCUCAGCGAACUUAGACUCUCCUCUCGUGGAGAACUUGAGCAACAAAGAAAUGUACUCUAUACCAGAACUACACCUGCCCAGGGACCCAAACUACCAAGAGAGGUAUGACGAUUCAAAAGCCGAGAUUUCUCCUUCGUCCAUCUUCUACUGUGACCAUCAAAAGAAAACACAUGAUCAUUCCAUGAGUCCUGUCAUUCCAAGAAGAACAGCUUUUAGAUACAACCCUGGUACAAACAAGAUGGAAAAGACUGGGGGCAAGAGAGCAGAUAUAGCAAACGGAAACCCCGUCCCUCCUUAUUUCACCAAAACCAGCAGCUCGGAGUGGAAUAGCUCGGAUGACCUCGCCGGUCCUUUUUCUGAGCAGGAAGAUUCCUCAUCACACACUGAAGCGCCUCCUCAGGUUCCCUCUCGGACUCUAUCCCACUCUACAGCUCCACCAUUGCCUCCGAAACCACAUGUUUUAAGUUCAGAGGACCGGCGACGCCUCAUGCACAAUCCCUCUCCGCCCAGCCCUCAACGCCUUCUGCGGAACGGCUGGCCCAUGUCCUACACAAGCCUACAGAAAUGGCUUGAAAACUCAGCUGAGUCAAACAUGCUCUCAUCAGACACAAGCUCCAAAUCUGGUUCUUCUGAUCAAGACAGGAAUGAUCUCUCAGCUAGCGAGGGAGAGGAGAAGUACUCUACUGGUUCUAAACCUCUGGUCGGAUCUCCUGUGAUCCCCACCACCUAUUUCUCUGUGGAUAACUGCAUGACGGACACAUACCGUGCCAAGUACCACAAAAAGAGACCUGCUCUAUAUAUGACUGCAGACUCUAGAGGUGGGGAUCAUACGUCAUCUGGAGAAAGUGAUUGUGGGGACGGAGUGUCAACAGCUCCAUCAGAUUCACAGGCACCACAGCAACCCAGAGCGAUACCAGUACCAGUUCAUGCUACCAGUAAACCCACUGCAAAAUGGAACCCUGUUUCCACGAAAGGACUGGAUGAACAUGGCUUCCUAUGACACUAGAUUUCAUCCAAUGACAUACACAGUGGUGAUUUGCAUAAUAUUAUGAGCACUCCACCUGAGAAAUGUGGAUCAGUGUACUUUAAGUUGCCUUCUCAUGCAGAUUUGUGUUGCUACGUUUUCAAUGAGAAAGAGUGUGUGGUAGUAUAAAACAUGACAUUUGCACAUUUUUAAGCAAAAGAGAAUUAUAUUGCAGAACUUAAAAGAAAAUAUAAGAAACACUCCUUAGGCUCAGAGUAAGUGUGAUGCAACAUGAAUUAAAACUAACAGAACUAACAAAACUGAAAGAAGCAGCAGUUGCAUGGAAAUUCAAUAUGUCCUAUGUAUUACACAGUGUAUUUGUUCUUUUGGAGGAUAUUUUGGUUUACUGCUUAUAAUUUUCCCUGGAAUGGCUAAAUGUUUUUAUUGUAUUUUCAUAGGGUAAAGCUGCUAAAUGUGACAUGGUUCCUAUGUUUGAGAAGAACUGCCUUUAAAAAAAAAGAGAUAUCAUAAUCCCUUCUUAAUAUAUUUAAUGGCCUUCUUUUGUUGGUUUAGAUGUGUGGUAUCUUAUUUUUAAUUUAAUCCCUGAUCACGCUAUUUUAAAUGGGCCACUGAAAAUAUUUGCACCCUUUUACUAUGUUUAACUAAUUUUAUCAUCCAAUGUGCACAGAAAUUACAGUAGAGGACACUGGAGAAUAACAUGUAUGAUUGCUGAGAUUAAUUCGUAAAUUGUGCGUAAACAGCAGUCUAAAUUUAUUUGGGCACACCAAAGUAUGGAUAAUUGUUAUUUUUUUCCUCAUAUUUGGAACGAGACAAGUUGUACAUUUGUCAUAUUAUGUUCAUUUGAAUGAUAAUGGUUUUGUAUAUUGCGAGGCAGACAACACUGAAUAGUGCCUUAUUUUGUAUGUAAAGAUGGGAUAAAGGUGUUUUUAUCUGUAAAAUGUUAACUUUUUAAAUUCUUUUAUAUGAUAUGGUAGUUCAUUUUGAUUGACUUUUAAU
Myxocyprinus asiaticus (Chinese sucker) is the source of this 4664-nucleotide messenger RNA. Its product is annotated as inactive ubiquitin carboxyl-terminal hydrolase 53-like. Bases 642 to 3683 code for a protein of 1013 amino acids. Lineage: Eukaryota; Metazoa; Chordata; Actinopteri; Cypriniformes; Catostomidae. Gene Ontology annotation, cellular component: cell-cell junction. The transcript has 18 exons. Gene Ontology annotation, biological process: response to auditory stimulus; sensory perception of sound; protein deubiquitination. The record is from RefSeq and is a predicted model, not a curated record. Gene Ontology annotation, molecular function: cysteine-type deubiquitinase activity.